This is a messenger RNA of Sarcophilus harrisii (Tasmanian devil), 3897 nucleotides long. It is a transcript of the gene CPED1, whose product is annotated as cadherin like and PC-esterase domain containing 1. The record is from RefSeq and is a predicted model, not a curated record. The transcript has 24 exons. Lineage: Eukaryota; Metazoa; Chordata; Mammalia; Dasyuromorphia; Dasyuridae. Bases 651 to 3788 code for a protein of 1045 amino acids.
UAACUCCGCCCCUCCUUGAGAAAUGCAGCCUUUAUUUAUACAAUGUCUGUGGUCCAACUGGGCUCAGAGGGUGCCUGCGUGUGUUGUGUGUUUGUGUGUGUUUGCUUGUGUGUGUGUGAAUGCCUGCGUGCGGUGGGGGAGAUGUCCUGGAGUCAUAAAAUCGCCUGGUUCCGAGCGGUUUUAAUCUGCGAACUAUUAGGGGAUCGUGGAGAACUUUUUUUCGGGUAACAAGAGAACUAACUGAGACCACGGCUUCCGCUCCUUGACUGAGGGACUUUAAGGAUCUUAUAAAAACAAGACAGUUCAGCAAGCAAAAGAUUGGCACUCUAUGGGGCUUAGAUUUAUCAAUUACAGCUGUUAUUAUUAGACUGGGUUUUUAAAAACGUGGUUGGGUAUGUGACUGUCAUUCAUGGAAGCUUUUUUGUCAUUUGUUGGCUGACUCUGGAGGGACCCCAUGGUUCUUUGGAGAACUGUUUUGGAAAGUUCAGGAGAAGACAUGGAGCAAACUUAACUUCACUGUGGAAAAAAAAAAAAAAAGAGGAUAUGUUUCUGACUUUUACGCUGCCAACAACAACAACAACAACAAUAACGAAUAGCUGCUAUGUAUUUUCUGGCAAUGUGGACAGGGGCCAAGUGAAGGUGAACUGGUCAUGAUUUAUCGCCAGAUUUUUCUUUGUCGUCGGCGUUUCUGCCCACGACCCUUCUUUUUGGGCUUAGUGGUAGCAAUCUGCCUCUUCUACCAGACUCUGACACUUAUAGGGACAAGAAAACUUAUAUCAGCUGUUACUGGGGCUUCCCCAUACAAACUGGCUGAAAUUUAUCCAAGCCAUGCCAAGGAAAUUGUCACAAGGGACACAUAUUGCUUCCUGUCAUCAGAUGAUGCACAGGCAACCCAAAAGAUUAAAGAAUCUAUUGUGAAGCACUUUGGAAGUCAUGAGAGAAGGGCAGUGCUCUAUAUGCCUCCUUCCUACAGCCAAAAGGACCUUCAACUUUAUCAGCACAUCCUCAUACACCUUGGUUAUGCCGUUUUUACCUCAGAAGAAAGCCUCAGGGCUGGCCUUGGGCUGGAGCAGCUGGACAAAGGUGAAUCAGGCUCUUGGGAUCUUCUCAUCUGCUUACAUCCUAGGAAAGCUGAUGGAAAGCCUUGCAUCAUGAAAGAAGAUUUGUGCCAGUUGAACUUACAUCAAAGGGUAAAUAUACUCCCAGAAAUACGGUAUCAGCUUGGCAGCAAGGAAGGAUUAUGCCAAAUCAUUAGAAGAUUUCCAGAGUUGAAGCUUCCAGUUGCUCCUUCUGUAUGCCUGAAUGAGCACACACAGGUAAAACUGAGCACUUCAAACCAUCCUUCAACCACAGGGAAGACCCAUAGGAAACGUCCUGUACUUCUAAGGUCCUUCUGGAACUGGCCUUCUCAGCUGAAUCAAACACCAGCCCCUGUGACAUAUAAGCAACUUUUUAAAGCCAAAGACCUGUCUGUGAUCAUUAAAGCAUAUGUCUUGGUGACAUCUUUAACACCUCUGAGGGCCUUCAUUCAUUCAACUGGUACCAUUUGGAAUCCACCCAAGAAAAAACGUUUCACUAUUAAGUUGCAAACAUUUUUUGAGACAUUCCUUGGGGUCAGUUCUCCUCUUCAGGCCUUUGAUAAUAUGAAGGAAGCUAUAAGUAAACUUCUGCUGGCAGCCGAAGCAUUCAGUGAAACAUCUACACUGGGACCAAAGACCACCAAAAGGUGCAGUUUAUGCUUUCAACUUUUAACAUUUGAUAUUGAGUAUAGCAGCUCUUUGAACCCAUUAGUUCUUCAGGUUCACGAGCAUUUUGAUUUUCAAGAUGAUGAUAAUCUUAAUUUGGAGGACCAAAAUACAAAAGAAUUCCUUCUAAAAGACACUUUCAAUUUUCUCUUUGCCAAUGAGUCUUCACUUUCCAUUUUUUCUGAAGCACUUCAAAGUAUUUACAAAUCAGAAAGGAUUAAGGAUGAAAGAUAUCAAAAUGAACUAAAUCCAUGCUUCUCUUUAGAGGAGAUGAAUUCAAUUAUGACAUUCAUAAAGGAACUCAAGAAUCUGGGACAAUUUCAACUGCUAUUUCCAUCAACUGCGCCCGGGAUUCAAGCUUUUAUGAAUGAAUUUUAUUAUGUGGCAGACCCUAUGAGAAAACACAGUUGGGUUCUGACCCAAUAUUGGUCCCUCUUAAAUUUAUUCAAAGAACUACAGCUUAUGAAUAAAAAGACUCAGCUCUAUUCUCUAGAAUGGGAAUACAAGAACAGUUUGAGAGAUUUGCCUCUGAGACAAGAAAACCAUAGGAAUCUGUUUCCAGAUAACAUUAAGCCAAGAGUUCCCUUGGAUGCAGGUGAAAAUAUCAUAGUGUCACAUUUAAUGAACGAGACCAAAGAGAUGCCUUGCAGGAAUGAUAAAGACACACUGUCUCAUAUAAAGCAGAUCUUUACAAAUCCACAUUUGGAUCUGAAUCCAGAAUUUAACCCAAAGAUCAAAGACUACUACUCUGAAGUCCCAUUUGAUGUUAUAACAGUAACAAUUGGAGCAGAGACUUCUAAUUGCCAGUGCAAAGUACAUCUGGAUGAAAAGGCAGGGCCAAGUUUUGCAAAUUAUCCUCUGGGAUUAGGAAUAAACAAAAUCCUAAUUCUUGUGGUAGAUGAAUCUCAGGCAAGUGGUGAAGUCCUCAGCACUUACAGACUUACAGUUUACAGAGAAGACCGCCCAAGUCUACCCUUGUUCAAUGACUACAUGGCAUGUGGUUUUGUGCAGGAUUGUGGUUUGAAAAUUCACCCAGAGGAAACUUGUGGAUUACAGCAUCUGUCAUCUGACUACAUUGCAACCAUUUCCCAGCCUGAACUUAAGAUUUGUAAGUCUGGAGACGCCAAAGGACAGUGGAUUGUCCCAUGCCUUAGCUGUUCAGACAAUAGAACCUGUGAUUGGAGAGAAAUAACAUGGCAGCCUCACAACUGCCAGUAUGGUAUCCUGUCAAAGACUCGACUACAACACUGCCUAGGAGGAAGAAAGGUCCUUUUCAUUGGAGAUUCAACCAACAGAGGAAUAAUGUAUUAUCUGAUUGAAAGACUCAAUGAAACCCUGCAGGAAUGGCAGAAAGUGCACAGCAUUAAAUCAUACUAUAAUGUCAACAAUGGCAGAACAUUCAUCAGUUACUCCUACUAUCCCCAGUUCUGGAUCAAUGUUUCACAAAGGCCAACAUUUGAAAAAGCUCUUGAACAACUUUUGCAAAGAUCACAUCCCCUCGAGAAUACAGACCAGACAAUAUUAGUUGUUGGUGGUGUUCAGUGGCUUAAUUCCAAUCACCUACAAAUUAUUCACAAGGUUUUGAAAAGGGCAAACUUAUUAAAUAUUCUGGUAAUUAUUAAAACUCUGGGAAUGGGAUUUCAUCUGCCUGUGGAUGGAGUUCAUUCAUUAACCCAGAAUGAAGUACAAAAUUUAUGGAAAGAAAAUUGGAUUAUACUAGAUUCUGCAAAAAGAUAUGGCUAUGAAGUAGUUGAUACUUUCAGCAUAACUAUGGGACGCUACAAGGAAUUUCUGCAAGGAAAGUGUGGAUGCCAUUUCCAUGAGGUAAUUAAAUCUGAGGCUUCCAACGACUCUCAUCUUAUUAAAAUGAAACCAUCAAGACAGCAUGUUGUGGGAAAAUAUUUUAGCAAUUUGAGAAAACAGAAGAGACUGCAAAGCUAUGCAAUUGAUGUAAAAUCACCAUAUCAUGUUAGAGGCCCAAUCAAUCAAGUCUGUUCGGAAAUUCUUCUCAGCAGGAUAUGUACUCGUGAAAGGACUGUGUAACCUUCCUUCUGGAGAAACAACUUUGCAGUUGGAGACUUUCCACUUAUCUGGUCUGGGAACCAUGUCAAAUGCAUCACAUAUCACUAUGGAUCUUGCAUGCAUGUUUGCA